This is a messenger RNA of Polyodon spathula (Mississippi paddlefish), 1481 nucleotides long. RefSeq names its product AP-2 complex subunit mu-like. Gene Ontology annotation, cellular component: AP-2 adaptor complex; cytoplasmic vesicle. Gene Ontology annotation, molecular function: clathrin-cargo adaptor activity. Gene Ontology annotation, biological process: clathrin-dependent endocytosis; intracellular protein transport. The transcript is spliced from 13 exons. Lineage: Eukaryota; Metazoa; Chordata; Actinopteri; Acipenseriformes; Polyodontidae. The record is from RefSeq and is a predicted model, not a curated record. Bases 378 to 1466 code for a protein of 362 amino acids.
AGGGAGGGAGGGAGGAAGGAAGGAGAGUCGGACAUCUUGGAAAGGAGAAGGGGGAGAGCGCGGAAGGGGAUCCAUACUGAUUACACCGCACACAAGGAGAAAAAGGGGUCGAUGAAUAAACCCUGACGCAGGGAACGGAGCGAGAGAGAGACAGACAGGCUUGGAACGUUGGCUUGACGGCGUCAGUUCGGUUCCAGUGCUGCUGGAACUGGCAGCUGGGUUGCUCGCAGCCUCUUCUUUGAAGAUGCGUGUUGUGAGAGGUGGCUUUUCUCAGUCGUCGUCACCCCCCCACCCCCGCUGGCACACAGUUCCCAGUCUCUUCUAAUGCAGAGCUGGUUUGAUCGCCAUGGGAAAGGACGACUGAAGCAGACUUCACCAUGAUUGGAGGACUGUUCAUUUACAACCACAAGGGGGAGGUGCUGAUCUCCCGAGUCUACAGAGAUGACAUAGGGAAUAGGCGGAACGCCGUGGAUGCUUUCCGUGUCAAUGUCAUCCACGCCCGGCAGCAGGUGCGCUCCCCGGUAACCAACAUCGCCCGCACCAGCUUCUUCCACGUCAAGCGCUCCAACAUCUGGCUGGCGGCUGUCACCAAGCAGAACGUCAAUGCGGCCAUGGUGUUUGAGUUCCUAUACAAGAUGUGCGACGUCAUGACCGCCUACUUCGGCAAGAUCAGCGAGGAGAACAUCAAGAACAACUUCGUCCUGAUCUACGAGCUGCUGGAUGAAAUCCUGGACUUUGGCUACCCCCAAAAUUCCGAGACAGGAGCCCUGAAAACGUUCAUCACCCAGCAAGGAAUCAAGAGCCAGCACCAGACCAAGGAGGAGCAGUCUCAGAUCACCAGCCAGGUGACAGGUCAGAUCGGCUGGAGACGAGAGGGGAUCAAGUACCGGCGCAACGAGCUCUUCCUGGAUGUCCUGGAGAGCGUAAACCUGCUUAUGUCUCCACAAGGCCAGGUGCUGAGUGCCCACGUGUCGGGCAGGGUGGUGAUGAAGAGCUACCUGAGUGGGAUGCCCGAGUGUAAAUUUGGGAUGAAUGACAAGAUCGUCAUCGACAAGCAGGGGAAGGGCACCGCGGACGAGACCAACAAGAGUGACUUGGGGGGCAGCAGCAGCAAGCAGUCCAUCGCCAUCGACGACUGCACUUUCCACCAGUGUGUGCGACUCAGCAAGUUCGACUCGGAGAGGAGCAUCAGCUUCAUCCCGCCAGAUGGAGAGUAUGAGCUUAUGAGGUAUCGCACCACUAAGGAUAUUAUCCUGCCAUUCAGAGUGAUUCCUUUGGUCCGAGAGGUCGGCCGUACUAAACUGGAAGUCAAGGUGGUCAUCAAGUCCAACUUCAAGCCUUCCUUGCUGGCCCAGAAAAUAGAGGUGCGCAUCCCAACCCCCCUCAACACUAGCGGAGUCCAGGUUAUCUGCAUGAAAGGGAAAGCCAAGUACAAGGCCAGUGAGAAUGCCAUAGUCUGGAAGUAAGUGCCCAAUUAGUAC